AUAGAUAUUAUUAUUAUUUUUUAUUAUAUGAUAGGUUUUAUGUAAAUUUGGGAAUUUUGUUUUUCCCCGGCACUUCUUCUCAAGCCAGGUUGGGAAAAUUCAUUGGGGGAUCUCAUGUACUCGCUUGUGGAUCACAACUACAUUCACCAUCAUGAUUGCCCUAGAGCAUAAAGAAACCAUGCAAAGGAACUGUGAGGCAUCUGUAAAGUGCCUCCAGAGCAAGAGAUUCCCUUACAAACUACCAUGUAAAGGGAAUCCAAUCGAAGGUUUCUCUGAGCUAAAAGAUGAAACCAGUGUUCAUGCAGGUGGGGAUAUUGUAGAACGAGAACGUUCUUUAAGCAGUGAGUCUCUCAAACCUUCAAAUGAGUUUCACAACAAGCCUAUUUAUCAGAAUGAUUUUGGUUCAUGGCCAACCUUCUAUCCGGACUCUCAAAAGGUGCAGCAGUGCCAAUUGAAUGCUUUUGAGAGCCAAUAUUAUCCUUUUCCUGUGGACAAUCAAUUUCUGUAUGCCCCAUUCCAUGCUUUCUCUCAAGGUUACCCCUAUGAGUUCAUGCUUCAAGAUUUCCAGUAUUUUGUGGUCAUUGACUUUGAGGCUACAUGUGAUAAGGGAAAGAACCCUCACCCUCAAGAGAUAAUUGAGUUCCCAUCUGUCAUAGUGAGUAGCGUGACUGGCCAACUCGAAGCGUGUUUUCAAACAUAUGUGCGGCCGACAUGCAAUCAGAUCUUGAGUGAUUUCUGCAAGGAUCUGACUGGUAUCCAGCAAAUUCAGGUGGACAGAGGUGUAACCCUAAGCGAAGCUCUACUUCGGCAUGAUAAGUGGCUUGAGAAGAAGGGUAAGAACACCAACUUUGCUGUUGUGACAUGGUCUAACUGAUGUCGGGUAAUGUUGGAAUCUGAGUGCAGAUUCAAGAAGAUUCGAAAGCCUCCUUAUUUUAACCGAUGGAUCAAUUUGAAAGUUCCUUUCCGUGAGGUGUUUGGUGGUGUGUGGUGCAAUCUAAAAGAGGCAGUUGAGAUGGCUGGCCUGGCCUGGCAGGGUCGUGCCCACUGUGGUCUGGAUGAUGAAAAUACUGCCCGCCUCCUUGCUUUUCUCAUGCACAGAGGCUUCAAAUUCUCCAUUACAAACUCACUGAUGUGGCAAGCUACUGACCACCCAGAGUCCUGGAAACAAUCCCCGGAGCUCUCAUCUUUUCCUGAAUAUCACCCUCAGAAACUAAGGGCCAACCAUUCCCUAUUCCAGUAUCACCCAUAUUGCUACUGUGGGGUGAAAAGCAGCAAAGGGAUGGUGAGGAAGCCUGGGCCAAAGCAAGGGAGCUUCUUCUUUGGGUGUGGGAACUGGACUGCAGCUAGAGGUGCCCGCUGCCAUUACUUCGAAUGGGCUUCUCCUUGACAUAUGUAUGGGAGAGAAGAUUUCUCUGUCCUUAAGAUCGCAAACUAAGCUUUGUUACCUUCUAUAAGAAAAGAAGAAAAAAGAAAAAAAAUGUGGGUUUUCACUUAGUGGAAGCAAAUAUACCUGAGAAAGCUGCUUGGUGGUAUUUCUGGUACAUAUAAAUAGUAGUGUGUCUGCCAAA
Vitis riparia (riverbank grape) is the source of this 1568-nucleotide messenger RNA. RefSeq names its product ERI1 exoribonuclease 2-like. Gene Ontology annotation, biological process: exonucleolytic trimming to generate mature 3'-end of 5.8S rRNA from tricistronic rRNA transcript (SSU-rRNA, 5.8S rRNA, LSU-rRNA). Gene Ontology annotation, molecular function: nucleic acid binding; zinc ion binding; 3'-5'-RNA exonuclease activity. Lineage: Eukaryota; Viridiplantae; Streptophyta; Magnoliopsida; Vitales; Vitaceae. The record is from RefSeq and is a predicted model, not a curated record.